GACUGAAGUCGUGAGUGGAACGUCAUGCCUAGUCGAAUCGGGUUUGUGCCGCAUGGUAGAGCAAGAAGAAGGCCUUGAGAAGCCCGACGAGAGAUCCCCAUGCCUCGGACUCUGAGGUUGGUGAGGGCAGCAUCAUCACCCGCGAUGGUGUUGCAUACGAGGAUGUCAGGGUGCAGUAUGUGGACAUGCCCUUUAACUCGAGGAUCAUCAAGGGCUUCUUUGGAAGAAGCAACGACAGUGCCAACAGCAAGAUCUACCACUUAGGCUUUAUCUGGCCUCGAUUGUCCAAGUUGACUGCAGAUGAAGCAGAAGCGAAGUUCGCCGAGGGAAGUGACAGUCGAGAACUUUGCGGAACACCAGAAGAGCCAAACAGCUGGCACCAAGUCUCCUCAGGACAAGUUAGCCUCCGCGCAAAAGGCUCUUGAUGACAGCCGCAACCGGAUCGCCGAGCUCGA
Macroventuria anomochaeta is the source of this 455-nucleotide messenger RNA. RefSeq lists its product as uncharacterized. Lineage: Eukaryota; Fungi; Ascomycota; Dothideomycetes; Pleosporales; Didymellaceae. Bases 186 to 425 code for a protein of 79 amino acids. The transcript has 2 exons. The record is from RefSeq and is a predicted model, not a curated record.